UGCUCCAUUCCCAGUCACUUUAGUCUCUCUUUUUCUUGAAUGAGGCAAAUCCUGAGUUCGUCGUGAGUCAGAGCUAGCUACCUUCACUUCACUCACUCUUUCACUUUGUGUUUCAGAUUCAGCAGCAACUCUGCCCGCAUGCGUGCGUGAGGUAAGUGUUCUUCGUUUCAGAUGAAAACUACUUCAAAUCAAGGUUGUUGUACACACAUAUGUAAAAUAUCUUGAAUUCGAAGUGUGAAGGAUUUGCUGAGUUUCCCAAAGACAUGUGGUCAGCCUGUUUUCGGCAGAAAUGAAGAACUCCCAGAGCACACAAGAAUUACAGUCCCCGGCUCAAGCAUCUCGUGAAUCACAGAGUGAACAACCAAAAAAUCACACUACUGAUGCUCCUGUUACUGAUUCGGUUUCAGCAUCUGCUUCAAGCAAUGAUAGCAAAAAAAUUUCACGGCAGGAUAUAGAUCUUGUACAAAAUUUAAUAGAAAGGUGCCUACAAUUAUAUAUGAAUAAAGAUGAAGUGGUCAAAACACUCUUCGCUCGGGCAAAGAUAGAUCCUGGAUUUACAACUCUGGUAUGGCAGAAGCUGGAAGAGGAGAACACUGAUUUCUUUAGGGCCUACUAUAUCAGGCUAAAAUUAAAAAGGCAAAUACUUUUGUUCAAUCAUUUGCUUGAGCAUCAGUAUCAUAUGAUGAAGUAUCCCUUGCCUACAAAGAUUCCACUGGCUCCCAUACAGAAUGGAGUCCAUCCAAUGCCUGUCAACAACCUACCUAUGGGAUACCCUGUGCUACAGAAGUCUUCCAUUCCUGCAGCUGGUCAACCACAUCUUGACUCCAUGGGUAGUGGUAUAUCAAGUUGUCAUGUAGUUAAUGGAGUCCUGGCAUCAAGCAACUCCCAUCCCAUUAGAAUUUCCGGGAAUGGUAUGGUGAUGGACCACAGUGCUCCUGUUAUUCCACCAAAUAGUGCGAUGUCAUCCUUGUCAGAAAUGCCAGUGAGUCCGACAUCAGUAGCAUCCAAUGGUCAUUUCCCCUUCACUCCAUCAGAAAUAUCAGGAAUGGGCACCGAUACAUCUAUCCUUGAUACGGCAUUCACAUCUGAUGUGGCAAGCUCCGUAGGACUUCAACUUGCACCGGACAAUGGCACGGGGAUUUCCAGAUCCCUGGAUCAAAUUCAGUGGAAUUUUAGUCUAUCUGACUUAACAGCAGAUUUGUCAAACUUGGGAGAUCUAGGAGCUCUAGGAAACUAUCCUGGUUCACCAUUUAUGCAGUCUGAUUCAGAUAUUUUGCUUGAAUCAUCGGAUCAAAAGGACAUAGUGGAUGACUUCUUUGCUAAUACAGAGCCCCCAGGUUCUCCGUCAGACGAGGAGAAAUCUUAAGUGAAGUUGUAGCAAGUUAUGUUUCAGAUUAAAAUGGUUAGGUUGGGUAAGAUUAGGAUUAAUAAAUGUGUCGUCCAGAUUGCUCGGCGUACGAGCCGACAAAUGUAGCUAGCCUGAUGUAUAAAAUCAGGGCGAAGAUGGAAAACGUCAAUUGUUAGCUGAAGUAGUAAUCUUGAGUUUUAUUUUUCAGAGAAAGUGCUAUUUGGAAAUGUUAGGUGGUAUGGUAAGAAUGUGUAAUUGAUGCAUUUGGAUAUAUAUUGGUUGGUUCACAUUACACUACUAAUGAGAACUAUUCUUCAUGCAGAAUAAUUUUACUUUGUUGGAGAUGA
Messenger RNA from Glycine soja, 1695 nucleotides. RefSeq lists its product as uncharacterized. The record is from RefSeq and is a predicted model, not a curated record. Bases 290 to 1366 code for a protein of 358 amino acids. The transcript is spliced from 9 exons. Lineage: Eukaryota; Viridiplantae; Streptophyta; Magnoliopsida; Fabales; Fabaceae.